AUGUUUCUAUCUCUCUAUAUAUAUAUUCGUUUCCCUCUCUCCAGGUCUCUAUAUUUGUUUCUAUCUCCCUCUCUCAAUAUAUAUCAGUUAAUAUGUCCUUCUCUCUCUAUAUCUUUUUCCAUCUCCCUCUUUCUUUGUAUCUGUUUCUAUCUCCCUUUCUCUAUACGAGACAAGCUUGCUCAUCAUUACACCGCCUCGAGGUACCCCCUCCCUCUCUAUAUAUAUCUAUAUCUCCCUCUCACUAUAUGUCUAUUUCUCUUUCUCUUUCUCUCUAUGUCUGUUUCUAUCUCCCUCACUCUUUAUAUCUGCUUCUAUCUCCCUCUCUCUAUAUGUCUAUUUCUAUUUCAUUCUCUCUAUAUGUCUGUUUCUAUCUCCCUCACUCUUUAUAUCUGCUUCUAUCUCCCUCUCACUAUAUGUCUAUUUCUAUUUCCUUCUCUCUAUAUGUCUGUUUCUAUCUCCCUCUCUCUUUAUAUCUGCUUCUAUCUCCCUCUCACUAUAUGUCUAUUUCUAUUUCCUUCUCUCUAUAUGUCUGUUUCUAUCUCCCUCACUCUUUAUAUCUGCUUCUAUCUCCCUCUCACUAUAUGUCUAUUUCUAUUUCUCUUUCUCUCUAUGUCUGUUUCUAUCUCCCUCUCUCUUUAUAUCUGCUUCUAUCUCCCUCUCACUAUAUGUCUAUUUCUAUUUCCUUCUCUCUCUAUGUCUGUUUCUAUCUCCCUCUCUCUUUAUAUCUGCUUCUAUCUCCCUCUCACUAUAUGUCUAUUUCUAUUUCCUUCUCUCUAUAUGUGUUUUUAUCUCCCCCUCUCUUUAUAUCUGCUUCUAUCUCCCUCUCACUAUAUGUCUAUUUCUAGUUCCUUCUCUCUAUAUGUCUGUUUCUAUCUCCUCUCUUUAUAUCUGCUUCUAUCUCCCUCUCACUAUAUGUCUAUUUCUAGUUCCUUCUCUCUCUAUAUGUCUGUUUCUAUCUCCCUCUCUCUUUAUAUCUGCUUCUAUCUCCCUCUCACUAUAUGUCUAUUUCUAUUUAUUUCUCUCUAUAUGUCUGUUUCUAUCUCCCCUCUCUCUUUAUAUCUGCUUCUAUCUCCUCUCACUAUAUGUCUAUUUCUAUUUCCUUCUCUCUAUAUGUCUGUUUCUAUCUCCCUCUCUUUUUAUAUCUGCUUCUAUCUCCUCUUACUAUAUGUCUAUUUCUAUUUUUCUUUUCUCUCUAUGUCUGUUUCUAUCUCCCUCUCUUUAUAUCUGCUUCUAUCUCCCUCUCACUAUAUGUCUAUUUCUAGUUCCUUCUCUCUAUAUGUCUGUUUCUAUCUCCCUCUCUCUUUAUAUCUGAUUCUAUCUCCCUCUCACUAUAUGUCUAUUUCUAGUUCCUUCUCUCUGUAUGUCUGUUUCUAUCUCCAUCUCUCUUUAUAUCUGCUUCUAUCUCCCUCUCACUAUAUGUCUAUUUCUAUUUCUCUUUCUCUAUAUGUCUGUUUCUAUCUCCCUCUCUCUUUAUAUCUGCUUCUAUCUCCCUCUCACUAUAUGUCUAUUUCUAUUUCUCUUUCUCUAUAUGUCUGUUUCUAUCUCCUCUCUCUUUAUAUCUGCUUCUAUCUCCCCCCCUCUCACUAUAUGUCUAUUUCUAUUUCUCUUUCUCUAUAUGUCUGUUUCUAUCUCCCUCUCUCUUUAUAUCUGCUUCUAUCUCCCUCUCACUAUAUGUCUAUUUCUAUUUCCUUCUCUCUAUAUGUCUGUUUCUAUCUCCCUCUCUCUUUAUAUCUGCUUCUAUCUCCCUCUCACUAUAUGUCUAUUUAUCUCUCUAUGUCUGUUUCUAUCUCCCUCUCUCUUUAUAUCUGCUUCUAUCUCCCUCUCACUAUAUGUCUAUUUCUAUUUCCUUCUCUCUCUAUGUCUGUUUCUAUCUGCCUCUCUCUUUAUAUCUGCUUCUAUCUCCCUCUCACUAUAUGUCUAUUUCUCUUUCUCUUUCUCUCUAUGUCUGUUUCUAUCUCCCUCUCUCUUUAUAUCUGCUUCUAUCUCCCUCUCACUAUAUGUCUAUUUCUAUUUCUCUUUCUCUCUAUAUGUCUGUUUCUAUCUCCCUCACUCUUUAUAUCUGCUUCUAUCUCCCUCUCACUAUAUGUCUAUUUCUCUUUCUCUUUCUCUCUAUAUGUCUGUUUCUAUCUCCCUCACUCUUUAUAUCUGCUUCUAUCUCCCUCUCACUAUAUGUCUAUUUCUAUUUCCUUCUCUCUAUAUGUCUGUUUCUAUCUCCCUCACUCUUUAAAUCUGUUUUUAUCUCCCUCUCUCUAUAUGUCUGUUUCUAUCUCCGUUUCUCACUAUAUCUAUUUCUAUCGUCCUAUCUCUCUCUAUAUGCUUCUAUCUCCUUUUCUCUUUAUAUCCAUUUCUAUCUUCCUCAUACCCAGUUAUUUACUGUAG
Messenger RNA from Acanthosepion pharaonis, 2379 nucleotides. NCBI's taxonomy places the organism in Eukaryota, Metazoa, Mollusca, Cephalopoda, Sepiida, Sepiidae. The record is from the annotation of a GenBank genome assembly.